Messenger RNA from Poecile atricapillus (Black-capped chickadee), 2603 nucleotides. It is a transcript of the gene SHLD3, whose product is annotated as shieldin complex subunit 3. Gene Ontology annotation, biological process: negative regulation of double-strand break repair via homologous recombination; positive regulation of double-strand break repair via nonhomologous end joining; positive regulation of isotype switching. The transcript has 2 exons. The record is from RefSeq and is a predicted model, not a curated record. NCBI's taxonomy places the organism in Eukaryota, Metazoa, Chordata, Aves, Passeriformes, Paridae. The coding region runs from base 268 to 1017 and encodes 249 amino acids.
CCGCGCUGCAGCCUGGGACGGCCGCGCCUGCUUCCGCCGCAGUCUGUGCGACUCCUCCCGCUCUGCCGGCCAUCACGCGGGCUGACGGCCAUGGAUGUCAACCAGCCCAAGCAGGAGCAUUUGCUGGCUCUGAAAGGUCCUGUUUUCCACUGAUCUUUGCAUCGUGGGGCAAGGAAAUUCUUGUAAAUAAGAUGUUUCAGUCUAGAUAUGAGAAUCCUUAUCAAGAGACUGUUUUCCUAAGAAUCACUGGAUUCCUACUGUUCAAGCAUGGAAGUGGUCUUGCACUAUCGACCACAUCAGAGAAAUCUAAUAAAAUUGCAGAAAUUUGCAGAAGCAGCAGUGAAGGAAUUUCCCAUUCGCCAGUUACCAAGAUUUGCACCCUGGUUUCCAAAUGAUUUACACAGAGUUCCCCUCAAACCAAAAAAGCAGGCGCCUGUUAUUUCUUGUGAAGAAGUGGAAGAAUUGAAACAGCUUUCUACACCUUCAGAACAUGUCAUAGGAUCUCCUGAUUAUGACUGCACAAAAAAUCUCCUUGAGUUUAACUCUAGCAUGAAGCAUGGUCCGACUUUAAUCCAAGCACAGGCUGUUCGCAGACCAAUUAACUUGGACUAUCAAGGAGAACCACCACCUAAUGGGAAACAAAAACUGAAAAGGUCUUGGAGUGUCUCUCUCCCUAGUGCUAAACUCAAAGAAAAGAUUCAUCCUUUAUCUCAAGAACUGCAGAAUAAUUUGGAAAGACUAAAGCUGCAUGCAUUUUGUAGAGCAAAGUGGACAAUUGAACAGUCUGUUUGUAAAAACCAGAAUUUGGAGGACAUAUGGAUAAAAUUGAAUAGACUCAUUAAGCAGAAUGAAUUGCCAUCUUGCAAUGCUACUAUCCAAAGAUCUGUGGGACAGAUAUGGAUUUUCUGUGAUAUAUUAUACUGUGAAUAUGUUAGAAAUAUUCUUAGGGAAAAGCUAAGCCUUACAGAUAAAAUGAAUUUGCUUGUACAUAAAUAUGGAAUUAUAUUUCGUUUAUAACUUAAGAUACAGUUUAAUAAUAAAAUUUCUGCAAGGAAUACUAGAGUUUUAAAGCAGUUUAGAAUAUAGAGACCUUAGAACAACUGAUAAAUUAAUGGUAAGAAAACUGCUUAGAUUACUUUGCUAGAGUUUUCUAACUAUGGUAUAUUUCUUUAACUUUGUUUUGCCUCAAUACAUAGUUCUGUUAAGAUUAGUAAGUUUCUCUUUGGCUUAGUACUGCAUUUUAUAGCUUUUCUCUACUUCGGUGGUCUAAAGGAAAAAAUUAAAGUAAAAAUUACAGACUAUUGUGGCAAGCUAUGUCAGAUAAUAAAAUUAAUGCUUUCAGUUAAGCAAAGUACAUCCUCUGCUUCAUUGGAAUUAGGAGAAGGAAAGAUGUUUUUAAAUGAGUUGUAGUAAUUGCUACGAUAGCUGUAACUGACACUAAGAUUUUCAAGAUCUGAUUAUUUCCUGAAGGUAAUCUGUGAGUUUUUUUUAAUGAAGGCAUAUCCCUCCCAUGAAGUACAGACUUACUUUAUGUGGGAUAUGUACACUGUCUUAGUAAUGCUAGCUAUAUUUUCACAGAAACAUAGAUAGUUUUAGUGGAAGCUGUGGGCUGAAAAAUAAUGAUCAACUUAAUUGCUGUUUUAUGCCUUUGAUAAUUAUUUUUUACCUGAUGUUUCUGUUAUUUUGUCUCUAAUUAUAUUUGGGAACAAGAAAACACUAGCUUCCAGCUAAAAGUGAGGAAAUUAAGAAAUGAUAUUUCUAUCUGGAACUUCUUGUUUGCUGUCUUUGAGAAUUUGAAUGCCUUUUAUGGUCAUAAAAGGCUGAGUUCAGCAUGACAUUUUGUCUUCUGAAAGAAUGAAGUAUUCCAAGGUCAUGCUGUUCCUGCUCAGUUGAGACUUUGGAGGGUCAGUAGAGAAGUUAAACUGGGAUCAAUAUGGCUGCAAGGUUUUGCAUUUGCACUGCUUCUAAUUCUAGAUAGUUUUGCUGUAGCUGGAGGUCAAGGUCUGUAGCAUCUGGAAAAGGGGGAAAACAAGUGUUUAACGUUUAUAGGUUGUUAGAUUGUCAUUAAUGCCGCUCACACCAGUGUACAUAAGCAUAAGAGAGAUCUCUCUGUAAAAAGGAAGUAAAUUCCCCUUAGACUUGCAUUUUUAUGGUAUCCUUGUCUUGAAUAAUUAUAUUUUAUUAUAGGUAUUACUUUUUUUUUUUUUUAGAUUAAAAUUGCUCCAUUUGAGUAAUUGAUAUGUAUUUUUAAACUUUGACUGAAUUUUAAGACAUUUGUAGAUGUCUUAUAUUGAUGUUUGGGGUGUUUGUAUAAUAUGACCACCUAUCAAAAUUGAUGCAAAAUGCUGUCUAGACUGUGUUGUAACUGCAUAUAGGUGAGGGUUAUUAUUAGUUUUAAAGCUUAUAUAGCUACAUUUUUUGCUGACAUAUUUCUGCGCUUAACAUUAACAGUAGCAACAUUUCUUUGUGCAUCAGCAUUUUUGAAGAUAAAAUGAAGUAAAAUGCAGUGUGGUUUGAGUUCUAUUUAAUGUGUUUCGUGUCUAGGAUCUUAGAAGAGAUUGUAUAUUUAAUAACAGUAAUUUAAUAGUCCUAAUAAAUGAUAA